AUGACGGCAGGCAAGAAUGUUUUCCUCAUUGGUCCAGGCUUUAUAGGUCGAAAUGUUGUUGACAUACUCCUAUCCGAAGGCUACACGGUCACAACUCUAGUUCGACGCAAGUCGUACGGGGCAGAACUUCAAAAGGAUGGUGUCAAGACGGUUCUCGGCAGUCUCGACGACGGCGACCUCAUCACGACCCAGACCAUCGCCAGCGACAUUGUCUUCCACACCGCCACGGCCGACCACCUACCGUCCGUCGAGGCCGUCCUCGAGGGAGUCCGGGCGCGGGCCGACCAACGCAAACAGACCAUCUUCAUCCACACCAGCGGCACCAGCCUGUUGGGUGACGACUCCAAGGGUCAGUACAAAGGCGAGAAGGUGUUUUCGGACGACUCACCCCAAGACAUCGACGCUCUCCCGGACACGGCUUCCCACCGUGAAAUCGACCUCGCCAUCCUCCGGGCGCGCAAGGAUCUCGGUGCGAAAGCGAAAAUGGUCAUCAUGAUCCCGCCACUCAUCUACGGAAUCAACGACAAAUACAGACGACUCAGCAUCCAACUCCCCACGUUGACCCGGUUCGCGUUGAAACACGGCUACGCGGGACAAGUGGGCCAAGGCAAGUCGGUGUGGUCGACGGUACACGUGCUCGACCUCGCCAGGGCCUACAUCACCUUGCUCCACUGGUUGGAGAAGACGGAUGCCGACCAGAUUCUGGACAAUCCCUACUUUUUCUGCGAAAACGGUCAAGAGUACCCUUGGGGCGAUUUUGUUAGGGCUAUCGGGGAUUCGUUGCACCAGGCUGGAAGACUAAAAGAUCCUAACCCACGCACCAUCCCGGAGAGCGAUUACGGUGACUUGUUUGGCCCCUUUACCGCCUGGGUGGUCGGGAGCAAUUCACGGAGCAGGGCGAAGAGGUUGAGGGGUUUGGGUUGGGAACCUCGCGAGAAGGACGUCUUGACGAGUCUAAAGGACGAUGAAAUCCCCAUCGCGUUGAAGGAGGAGACGGGUCAAUUCAGAGGGUACGCCGGUGUCGCGGCGUCUGGGGUUCCUUCGUGA
Messenger RNA from Exophiala oligosperma, 1047 nucleotides. RefSeq lists its product as uncharacterized. NCBI's taxonomy places the organism in Eukaryota, Fungi, Ascomycota, Eurotiomycetes, Chaetothyriales, Herpotrichiellaceae. The transcript has 2 exons. The record is from RefSeq and is a predicted model, not a curated record. Bases 1 to 1047 code for a protein of 348 amino acids.